CUCAACAUGACAUCACGUGUAGGUCCGAGACCUGCUGGGACCAAUGGAAGUGAAUUUAAAAUCAGAGAAAGGGGGACGCCACCCUACCAGAUGAGUGCUUCCCUUAAGUCAGAGGUGCGGAAGUUGAACUUGGUCCACCUUGUGAUCUGGCUGCUGGUUGCUGCUCAGGUGGUCGUCAGCCACUUCAACCUGGUGUCCCAUGACAUAGUGUCCAUGCCGUACCAGUGGGAGUACCCCUACCUGCUCAGCCUCUUCCCUCUGGUCGGCAGCAGUCUGUCACUUCCAAAGAACAAUAUCAGUUACCUGGUCUUGUCCAUGAUUAGCGCAGGGCUGUUCACUAUGGCACCUCUGAUUUAUGGUGGAAUGGAGAUGUUUCCUGUCGCGAAGCAGCUCUACCGCCACGGAAAGGCCUACCGCUUCAUUUUCGGUUUCUCCGCAGUGACUGUUAUGUACCUCAUCAUGGUGGUUGCUGUUCAAGUGCACGCCUGGCAGCUGUAUUACAUGAAAAAGCUGCUAGACUCAUGGUUCGUUGCCACAGAGGAGAAGAAGAAGAAAUAG
This is a messenger RNA of Limanda limanda (common dab), 558 nucleotides long. It is a transcript of the gene jagn1a, whose product is annotated as jagunal homolog 1a. Lineage: Eukaryota; Metazoa; Chordata; Actinopteri; Pleuronectiformes; Pleuronectidae. The coding region runs from base 7 to 558 and encodes 183 amino acids. Gene Ontology annotation, biological process: endoplasmic reticulum organization; vesicle-mediated transport; granulocyte colony-stimulating factor signaling pathway. The transcript has 2 exons. Gene Ontology annotation, cellular component: endoplasmic reticulum membrane. The record is from RefSeq and is a predicted model, not a curated record.